Messenger RNA from Pestalotiopsis fici W106-1, 1350 nucleotides. RefSeq lists its product as uncharacterized. The coding region runs from base 1 to 1350 and encodes 449 amino acids. NCBI's taxonomy places the organism in Eukaryota, Fungi, Ascomycota, Sordariomycetes, Amphisphaeriales, Sporocadaceae. The transcript is spliced from 2 exons. The record is from RefSeq and is a predicted model, not a curated record.
AUGCAUAGUGCCGAGGAGUGGCUGGCCAUGGCCCCCGUUAUUAAGAAGCUCUACGUCGAGGAGCAUCGCAAGUUGAACGAUGUCAUGGUCAUAAUGGAGCGGCAAUAUGGAUUCAAGGCCACUGAGCAGAUGUAUAAGAAAAGGUUCACGGCGUGGGGGCUAUCCAAGAAUAGGAAGCGUGUGCCUCGUGCUGCGACAGGACCUGAUGGGUUAAAGGUGCAGCAAUAUAACCGCACAGGUCUCAUGCGCACGACUGCUCCCGGCGAGUACUUCCUCACACUGGACAAGGAGUUGUUAGGCCACUAUCCUGCCGAGACCGCCCUCUAUAGCGUCGCGGCCUGGGCAAACGGAAACUUUGAUGGCACACACUGGUUGCAGACCAAUAAACAGCUGAGCCUCUGGUCAGCAUCUGCAAACGGCCCGGCCACGUAUCCCAGCACACAAAUGUUCCAAGAUAUUGCCCUAUCUCAGGCCUUGUUGGAGCGCCGGCAGGGUCGACUGGCUGGACUCGCCGUCCGCAAGGCGUUUUGGCAGCUCGAAGAGGUCAUCAAGAUUGGCGACCCGGCACUGCUGAGAAACCUGGUGGAUAUCGUCUUCCAAAUGAUCCAAAUGAAACAUGAUACUCUGCUACGAAUGCUGCUAUCUCAGCUGACGAGCCUUGCUAAUCACCAUCUUCCAUCGCUCCACCCGCUGGUCCAGUUCUUUCGGCAAAUUGACAAAAGCAACAACGAUCUUGCUAUUCUGAUCAAAAUGGCAUUCCGAUGCUUUGUGGAGAACUUUCACCAGCGCAUGAAUGAUAACUUCUAUUGGAUGUACGACAACUGGGUCUGGGACUCGAGCAUCAGAAUCAUCGACUCGGACCCCGAAGGAGACUACAAGCGCAUCAUGGAAGCAUUUCAAGCCCUUGCUCUAAACACCGAGGCCGUCGAGUCUUCCCAGGUGUUGAGAUCACACCUUGGCUUUCUCACCAAAACGAGACUGAUGAGAAGCGACGGCUUUGAAAAGACGUCGGCCACUGACGUUUUGAAAAUCCUCAAUCAAGAGGAAGACGAGCUGGAUGCGGCAGCAAUACCCAAAGACCCGAGAGUGCAUGUGUACAUGCGCACUGCUGCAAUCAAACGCGCCAUUGACAAGCAGGACUGGGACAAGGUCAGUGAAACCAUGCAAUCUAAUAUUAAACGCUUGGAGAUGAUAUAUGGGUUCGAAAGUCGGGAAGUGAUUCGAGAACUCUGGUCAUUGGAAAAGGUCAUGAGGAAAGCUGGCAACGUGGAAGAAGCAGACAAGAUUGAAAAGGAUGCUCUGAGGCGGAUCGGCGUAUACUUGUCUGAAGUCCCAGGGUAUAUGCAAUAG